Hypoxylon fragiforme is the source of this 643-nucleotide messenger RNA. RefSeq names its product ribosomal protein S19/S15. Gene Ontology annotation, molecular function: structural constituent of ribosome; RNA binding. Lineage: Eukaryota; Fungi; Ascomycota; Sordariomycetes; Xylariales; Hypoxylaceae. The record is from RefSeq and is a predicted model, not a curated record. Gene Ontology annotation, biological process: ribosomal small subunit assembly; translation. The coding region runs from base 75 to 353 and encodes 92 amino acids. Gene Ontology annotation, cellular component: cytosolic small ribosomal subunit; ribosome. The transcript has 4 exons.
AAUUAUUGAAACCUCGAAUUUUGAUGCGACGAGCUUUCAUCCCACCAGCUUCAUAAACCAAAAAACCAAAUAAAAUGCAGCCGACAAGGUGCCUCCUAAAAGGCCGAUCGGUGUGGAAGGGUCCUCACAUCGUCCCUCUCCCCAUCAUCCGCCCCGCCCCCGGCCAAACCGUCAAGCCCAUCCGCACACAAGCCCGCGCCGCCACCGUGCUCCCCAGCUUCGUCGGCCUGCGCUUCCAGGUCUACAACGGCAAGUCCUACAUCGACGUCGACAUCACCGAGGACAUGGUCGGGCACAAGCUCGGCGAGUUCGCCACAACGAGGAAACCUUUUAUCUGGUCACGAGCUGCUUAGAGAAAAGAAGGCAUGGUGUUAAUGGGCGCACACAAUACCUUCCGGGCGUUCACGGCAAUUACAGAAUAAGAUUCAUGGCGAUCACCAGUUGUGUACAUUUACGUAUUACCACGAAUUCAAAAAGAAGAAAAAAAAUAUUAGUAUGACAUGGAAAGGGAUGUAUAUUUAUGAACAUCUAUCCAUGUGCAACUUGUGCGAGACGUCUGCCAUCCAAUCUUUGUACAGGGCAAGACGUCUUGUUAAGCUAUGCGCGCCCCGGCGCAACAAAGCUCAAUACCUGAAAAUGAAAU